AUGAAGCCCGCGACGUCCGAGGCAGCGGCCGAGCUCGAGGAGUUGGCCAAGGGCACGCGCCGGGGCACAGCCACGACGCUCUUCGCCCACCUGCGCAGAACGCGCAAGUCGGAGGUGAAGCCGCGCAAGUACUACCGCCGGGGUACGAUCUUCCUCGAGCACCUCGAGGCGCAAAAGGUCGCAAAGGGCGUCGACUCCAAGUUUGUUGACACCAUGAAAGCACACUACGAGAAGAGCCACAUGAGCACGAGCACGAUGAUUGGGCUCUCGAUCUUCCAGAACGGCAACAACCCCGUGAACGACCCGUUCGCAGUCGACAACAUGCCGCUUGAGAUCCAAAUUGGGUUCCGGAAGAAGCUCUUUCGGCUCUUCUCGCUGCAGCUGCUUGCCGUGAUUGGCCUCGACUUCGCGUUCACGUCUGCACCUGGUUUGGGCUCGUGGUUCAGGAGUCCCUGGAACCUCUUUGGCGUCUUCUGCCUCAUGAUCCUUUCGCUUUUUGUGCUGUACCUCAAAAAGUACAUUUACCCGCUCAACUUUGGCAUCCUCGCCGUCUACACCGUGUUCCAAGCCAUCUUUCUCGCCGGUCUCGACGCGUACCUCGCGCAGCACAUUAGCCUCUUCGUCUUCAUCUUCACCUUCGUCGUCAUCACGCUCCACAGCGUUCUGUGCACGGUACCGCUGCGGGGCUACAUGGUGUCGGUCGCGAUCGCCUUCGGCAUCGUCUUUAUGCUCUCGCUCAUCGUGUUCUUCACGGCGCUCCACGAAACUCUCUCACCACCCAUGAGCGUCACCGAGUACCUGCUCGCAAGCGCUUUCAUUUUGAUUCUUUGUCUCUGGUUCGCCUACGACGCGUCGUGUAUGAACCAAAAGCUGAGCCCGGACGAGUACAUGCAAGGCAUGAUCUUCUUCUACACCGACAUGAUCCUCUUCCUCAUCUUCCUGAGCAUGAUCACGUUCGCCUUCAUGGCCUGCGAGGGCGACGCGUGCUGCUGUGGGUCGGCCGAAAUUCUGCCCGCGUAUCCCGUGGGGGUCGUCGGCGACGCGGCCGGGCCUGUUGGGGAAGGCGGCUCGGAGCGCAACAACGACGAGCACGCACCUACCGGUGUGGACAACCAGACCAUGGUGCGAUGA
Molecule: messenger RNA, 1131 nt
Organism: Saprolegnia parasitica CBS 223.65
Lineage: Eukaryota; Oomycota; Saprolegniomycetes; Saprolegniales; Saprolegniaceae
Exons: 2
Coding region: 1-1131 (376 amino acids)
Source: RefSeq, a predicted model, not a curated record